Messenger RNA from Vanessa tameamea, 1205 nucleotides. RefSeq lists its product as uncharacterized. NCBI's taxonomy places the organism in Eukaryota, Metazoa, Arthropoda, Insecta, Lepidoptera, Nymphalidae. The record is from RefSeq and is a predicted model, not a curated record. Gene Ontology annotation, molecular function: protein binding. Bases 204 to 1139 code for a protein of 311 amino acids. The transcript is spliced from 2 exons.
UCUUGACUAUUCGUUUUUAUUAUAAAGUCUAAUAUAUUCGUUUAUGUUUUAUCAAUAAUGUAUAAGGGACAUAACACUUUAUAGUUAUGGAAUAUUUUUAACUUCAGGUUCGAGAUUGAUUUGAAAUCGAAGCAGUUUUUUGAACAAAACAUACUUACAUUUUUUUGGAUGGAGUGUGCGUAUGUUUUAUCUGUGCAAUCAAUAUGAAAAUUAUUCUGCUACUAUCAACAUUAUUUAACAUAACAAUCGCCAGAAGGAUAUCAUGCCACGCCUGCUUGAAUUCCAUUUGCUACAAACGUGCAACCAUUUUAAAAGGACACAAAUUCUCCGGUCAACUAGCAAUAGAUAGAAAUAGCAAUGUCCUUUAUUUUCAUUAUCAAAAUAAUCGUUCGAGAGACUUCACUGGAGCAUUUGACUUGGACAAAGUUAAAUUUAGUUUUGUACCCAACCUUGGAUUUACAUUUGGCCACGCCGUCGACCAAUCCACGAAGGAUCUUUACGCGUCAGGAACCAAAGGAAUAUACAAGUACAAUCCUAAAGAAAAUAAAACCGAAUUGUUCGCGUUAAAAGAAAAAACAAUAUGGCACAUGCAGUUCGAUGAUAAAUUAUACUACACGGAAUUUCAAAAGAAAGGUUUAUACACUUAUAUAAAUAAGAAUUCUAAAAUUAUUCCCGAGUUAUCUGAACACCAAAUCGAUGAUUUUAUUGUUGAUAAAAAAGGCGAUAUUUAUUUUAUGAGCAAUUAUACAAUUCACGUGUUUAGAAAAGGCGCGAAAAGUCCAGUACUGUUUGAAGAUGAAAUAUAUUCGCUGACCACAGAUAAAGAUGGCAAUGCAUACUUUAUUCAGCCAUACACGAGAGGCAUUUAUAACGUUAACUACAGAAGUAAAAAGUUGAAUGAAGUUGGUGCGUUUGGUAAAGCUUCAGCGUUCAAAUUAGUAUUUGACGGAGACAACCAUAUAAUUUAUUAUGAUGUGACAAAUAAAAAUUUGUUUUAUCUGUCGCCCACGUUGAAUAUUUGUAGUGUUGGGACGAGAGGUAAACAUCGUAAAAUGUUUAUAGCGACUACGUCUCGGAGUUACAAAAAUCAUAAAAAAAAUAAUUUGUCAAGCAUCAAAAAUAUUACUGAAAUAAUAUAAAUGAUAAGAAAUCAUGACGACUUGGCUUAUGGCUAUUUAUGUUGGAAUAAAUUUAAGGAGAUCGUU